AUGGUUAAUCUAUCAUCUCAUCUCUUUCUUUUAUCGCUUUCAUUGCAUUGUUGUUUUAUUGCUUGCUUAGCUGCAAAUACAAAAAACAUCACAACUGAUCAAUCUGCUCUUCUAGCAUUCAAAUCCCUAAUUACUUCAGACCCUUAUGAUGUGUUGGCUAAUAAUUGGUCAACCUCCUCUUCCGUAUGCAAUUGGAUUGGUGUAACUUGUGAUGAGCGGCACGGUAGAGUCCACAGUUUGAUUCUCCGAAACAUGAGUCUUAGAGGUACCGUUUCCCCAAAUUUGGGGAAUAUGUCCUUCCUUGUUAUACUUGACCUCAAAAACAAUAGCUUCGGUGGUCAGUUUCCUAAAGAGUUAUGUUCGUUGCGCCGAUUAAAGGUUCUUCAUAUCAGCUACAACGAGUUUGAAGGGGGGAUUCCUCCAGCAUUGGGGAACUUAUCACAACUUCAAUAUUUGUAUCUCGGCACUAACAAUUUUAAUGGUUUUAUUCCCCAAUCUAUGGGUAACCUUCAUGGGUUGAUAGAAUUGGAUACCAUACGGAACAAGUUGUCUGGACCCAUACCUCGAACAAUUUCUAACAUGUCUUCCAUUGAAGUUCUCCAUUUAUCUUCUAACUACUUUUCAGGUACGAUUCCCGAGGAGAUUGGCUAUCUUGAUAAACUUGAGGUGCUAUUAUUGUCUAACAAUAGCUUAAGUGGAUCUAUUCCUUCUAAAAUCUUCAACUUGUCAUCACUCACUGCUUUGGUGGUUGAUCAUAAUAGCCUCUCAGGCACACUUCCAUCAAAUACGGGAUAUAGCCUUCCUAAUCUGCAAUAUCUACACUUGUUUCAAAACAAUUUUGUUGGAAAUAUUCCAAAUAACAUAUUAAACUCUUCUAAGCUCCGUCAAAUCGCAUUGGAAACAAAUGCAUUCAGUGGAACUCUACCCAAUACUACUUUUGGAGAUUUAAGAUUCCUUGAAUUGUUUUUCACAUAUAACAAUAAAUUGACAAUAGAAGAUUCUCAUCAAUUCUUUACUUCCUUGACAAAUUGUAGAUAUUUGAAAUAUCUUGACUUAUCAGGUAAUCAUAUAUCCAAUCUUCCUAAGUCAAUUGGAAACAUAACUUCAGAAUACUUCAGGGCAAAAUCAUGUGGAAUUGGUGGUUAUAUUCCCCUAGAAGUUGGAAACAUGAGCACCUUGCUAUCUUUUGAUCUGUAUGACAAUAAUAUAAAUGGACCAAUACCUCGUUCAAUCAAAGGGCUAGAGAAGCUUCAAGUAUUGUCUCUUGCUUACAAUGCACUCAAAGGAUCAUUCAUUGAUGAGCUCUGUCUAAUUAAGAGUUUAGGUGAGUUGUAUAUAGAAAAUAAUAAGCUUUCUGGUGUUUUACCAACAUGUUUGGGAAAUAUGACUUCUCUUAGAAAAUUGAACGUAGGAUCUAACAAUUUGAACUCUAAGAUACCUUCAUCUCUUUGGGGUCUCACUGAUAUAUUAAUGUUAGAUUUGUCCUCCAAUGCUUUUAUUGGUGAUUUUCCACCCGAUAUUGGGAAUUUGAGAGAACUUGUAAUAUUAGAUCUAUCAAGAAAUCAAAUUUCAAGCAACAUUCCAACAACCAUCAGUUCCUUACAAAAUUUGCAGAAUCUCUCCUUAGCUCAUAAUAAAUUGAAUGGGUCAAUUCCCGCAUCACUGAAUGGAAUGGUAAGCUUGAUCUCUUUGGACUUGUCUCAAAAUAUGUUAACUGGUGUUAUUCCAAAAUCCUUAGAAUCACUUUUGUACCUUCAAAACAUCAACUUCUCAUAUAAUAGAUUACAAGGAGAGAUUCCUAAUGGUGGACAUUUCAAAAAUUUCACAGCUCAAUCAUUUAUGCAUAAUGAAGCACUUUGCGGUGAUCCUCGCCUUCAAGUACCUACAUGUGGUAAGCAAGUUAAAAAAUGGUCAAUGGAAAAAAAGCUUAUAUUGGAAUGCAUACUUCCCUUAGUUGUGUCAGCCAUUUUGGUUGUUGCGUGCAUCAUACUUUUAAAACAUAAUAAAAGGAGAAAGAAUGAAAAUAAUGUUGAAAGGGGUUUGUCAACUUUGGGAGCUCCAAGAAGAAUAUCCUAUUAUGAACUUGUGCAAGCAACUAAUGGAUUCAAUGAGCGUAAUUUCCUUGGAAGUGGGGGAUUUGGCUCUGUUUAUCAGGGGAAGCUUCUUGAUGGUGAGAUGAUUGCCGUUAAAGUAAUUGAUUUGCAAUCAGAGGCAAAAUCAAAGAGCUUUGAUGCAGAAUGCAAUGCGAUGAGAAAUCUACGACAUCGAAAUCUGGUUAAGAUUAUCAGCAGUUGUUCAAAUCUGGAUUUCAAAUCAUUGGUGAUGGAGUUCAUGUCAAAUGGAAGUGUAGACAAAUGGUUAUAUUCAAAUAACUAUUGUCUAAAUUUCUUGCAAAGGUUAAAUAUAAUGAUAGAUGUUGCAUCUGCAUUGGAAUAUCUCCAUCAUGGUUCUUCAAUGCCUGUGGUUCAUUGUGAUCUAAAGCCUUCCAAUGUCUUGUUGGAUGAAAAUAUGGUUGCACGUGUUAGUGAUUUUGGUAUUGCUAAGCUCAUGGAUGAAGGACAAUCUAAAACUCAUACACAAACUUUGGCUACUGUUGGAUACCUCGCACCAGAGUAUGGAUCUAAAGGAAUUGUUUCUGUCAAAGGAGAUGUGUACAGCUAUGGGAUUAUGCUAAUGGAAAUCUUCACAAGAAAAAAGCCAACAGAUGAUAUGUUUGUUGCAGAACUAAACUUGAAGACAUGGAUCAAUGGAUCAUUGCCUAAUUCAAUUAUGGAGGUCUUGGAUUCAAAUUUAGUCCAACAAAUUGGGGAACAAAUUGAUGACAUAUUGACUCACAUAUCAUCUAUUUUUGGUUUAGCCCUCAGUUGUUGUGAAGAUUUACCUAAAGCAAGAAUUAAUAUGGCAGAUGUUAUUAAGUCGCUAAUCAAAAUCAAGACUUUGGUUCUUAGAGCAAACAGGGUAUAGUUAUUUUCAUUUGUACAAUUGGAGU
Messenger RNA from Medicago truncatula (barrel medic), 2989 nucleotides. RefSeq names its product probable LRR receptor-like serine/threonine-protein kinase At3g47570. NCBI's taxonomy places the organism in Eukaryota, Viridiplantae, Streptophyta, Magnoliopsida, Fabales, Fabaceae. The record is from RefSeq and is a predicted model, not a curated record. Bases 1 to 2964 code for a protein of 987 amino acids. The transcript is spliced from 3 exons. Gene Ontology annotation, biological process: protein phosphorylation. Gene Ontology annotation, molecular function: protein binding; protein kinase activity; ATP binding.